CACCACAAUAUGGGUAUGGCGCGCAGUUACGGUGCAGGGCCACAGUACAAUCAGCCAAUGCUUUCGGAUUAUCCUGCGGGUAGAUCUCAACCUGGGGGUCCACGAGGGCCCCAUCUUCCGCCCCCUGCCCCCGUUAACCUGGAUCGAUCUGAUGAGUACAACUCAACGUGGGAUAUGUCGAUGACCUGGGAUGGUCCACAUGAUUCAUCUUUCCAGAGCUUGGACACUCCUGUAUCGCCUCCUCAUUACGAAAGGAAAGGUGUGAAUUCGAACGUGAUCGAGUACAUCGAUGGCGUCAACGAAGAUGGCCCACUGCAGGAUGUAGAUCACCGACAACUUCCCAACAUGCCAAUACCCGCCUUCAUGAAAGAUAAGGGAAGGUUGAUGGACGUAGAUCAUCGCAAUCUUAUUUCGUUAACGGGUUCACCGGGUCCACUGCUAAGCAAGUCCGGGUUGGAUGAUCUCGAGGACAUUGACGAUGAUGACGACGAUGAUGUGCUGCUGUUAGAAGAAAAUGAUAAAACGGAUUCCAAAUCGAAGGAACAACCCGUUCCUGCCCCUGUGUCACCGCCGGCCAGGACAAAACUGGCCGAACCUUCGCUAGGUGCUUUUCCGUGGGGUACUGGCACAGGUGAUGUCGAUCUGAGGCAAACCAAUCUAAAUCUUUUGGGACAUGCAUCUAUCGCGAUAGCUCCGACGACCAGCAGUAGUAGCACAAGUAUAGCCACAAGCUCCACCAGUGAACCAAAGGAUCUCGACAUGCGGAUACAGUCGAUGCAGCAAACGCUCGAUUCUCGAUUUGGCGGAGGUGAAUCCCAAGAUGAGUCCAAAGGAGCCGAUGAUGCUCUACAACUGUUGCAGACACCAACCCUUUGCUGGAAAUUGACGAUUUUUUGCAAAACUUUGAACGGGAAAACUUCGAUUUGAGUAAACCGCCGACGGUUCUGAUGAGCAAUCAAACCGAGUCGUCACCAUCACCGCCACCUUCUCUGAUGGACGUGACCGCAUCAACACCCA
This is a messenger RNA of Aedes aegypti (yellow fever mosquito), 1017 nucleotides long. RefSeq lists its product as uncharacterized. The transcript is spliced from 3 exons. The coding region runs from base 10 to 927 and encodes 305 amino acids. Lineage: Eukaryota; Metazoa; Arthropoda; Insecta; Diptera; Culicidae. The record is from RefSeq and is a predicted model, not a curated record.